ACCAAGACCAAUUUCCAAAAUUUGGUCCGCUGUAAGCAUCUCCUCCUCCUUCUCGGUGGAUUGUACCUUUCCUCUCUUUCACUUCUCCUUUCUCUCCUCCCCUUUACAUUUCCUUCCUCUCAGACACUGCCUUCGCACUUCACUCUGUUCUUUCCUUUUCUUUCAUUACGAUUCUUGCCCAUCAUGUCCGACAGAGUCUUCCCUUCCUCUAAACCCGCCGCCAACGGCACCGCCACCAAUCCUAAUGCCACCGCAACCGCCAACCCAACUGCUCCUUCUAACAAAUCUCAUCUCAUCAACCCCACUGCCCGGCCCCCUUACCGCCCACAGCCUCACAGCCGCCGCUACCGUUCCCGUAGUGGCCGGAGCAUUUGCUGUUGCUGUUUCUUCUGGAGCUUCAUUAUCCUCUUAUUACUCAUCCUCCUCGCCGCAAUUGCUGGAGCUGCUCUUUACAUCAUCUACCGUCCCCACAGACCCACUUUCUCCAUUCCUUCCCUCCGUAUCCACCGCCUGAAUCUCACCACCUCCGCUGACUCCUCCUCCUCCCACCUCUCUACCCUCCUCAAUCUCACUAUCAUUUCGAAGAACCCCAAUUCCCAUCUCACCUUAUUCUACGACUCUCUCACUAUAUCUUCAUUCUCGAACGAUGUGUUUCUCGGGAAUGGGACGUUACCUGCUUAUAGCUUGAGCACGAAGAACGAGACUAGCUUUCGAAACGUAGUGAUUUCAGGCUCAAAUGAGCUGGACGCAGACUCCGUUAACUCAUUGAGAUCGGAUCUGAAGAAGCAGAGCGGUGGGGUGACGUUGAAGAUUCAGUUGGACGCUAAAGUGAAAGUCAAGAUGGGUGGACUGAAGACGAAGAAGGUGGGGAUCAGGGUUACGUGUGAAGGGAUUAAAGGGGCUGUACCCAAAGGCAAGUCUCCGACGGCUGUCGUAACUACUGGUUCUAAGUGCAAAGUUGAUCUGAGAAUCAAGAUCUGGAAGUGGACUUUCUGAUCUGUUAAUCACUGUUUGCUUCUUUUUUUAUUAUUAUUUUAUUUUAUUUUUUUUGGGUUUUGUAAACUUUGAGGAGUGUGUUAUUGUGCAAUUAUGGAUUGGGAAAGGAUUACUUGAGAUUGUUAGCAGAUUAAGUGGAGAAAAAAAAAGUGUUGCAAUCAAGAAUUUUUCAAUUUUUGAUAUA
This is a messenger RNA of Hevea brasiliensis (rubber tree), 1180 nucleotides long. RefSeq names its product NDR1/HIN1-like protein 13. The coding region runs from base 184 to 996 and encodes 270 amino acids. NCBI's taxonomy places the organism in Eukaryota, Viridiplantae, Streptophyta, Magnoliopsida, Malpighiales, Euphorbiaceae. The record is from RefSeq and is a predicted model, not a curated record. Gene Ontology annotation, cellular component: plasma membrane. The transcript has a single exon.